CGGAAGAAGAGUGCCGACAUGUCGGCGUUGAACGCCGCGCUUUGUAGACGCGGAAUAAUCCUCUGGCUGGCCGCCGUCCUACUGCUGGCGUCACGAUCCACGCAUUCUGCGCCGGUAUAUGACCAAGAUACCACACAGAUUGCAGAGUACGAUGGAGUCACCGCUGGAUGUUACUUCAACUACCAGCGGUAUCAAGAAGGCGACAGGAUCAUGACGAGUGAACCAUGCCUGAACUGCACAUGCCACAAUCGGAUGUUGAUGUGCUACUUGAAGGUCUGCCCCUUCACGAAAGCGAUCGGUCAGGAUUGCACGGUGGAGAAACGUCCGGAUCAAUGUUGUCCCGUGAUCAACUGUCCGGAAGUACCGGUUCAGUUGUUAACGUCGACAACAAGCGCACCGGCGACCUCGGACUCCACGGAAGUCGGUUUCCACGACAAUUAUGGCUGUCAUGUCGACGAGAGGUUUUACGCAGACGGCGCUAUGCUGCCGUUGGAUCAUCACAAUCCUUGUGAGCUUUGCUACUGCAUUAGAAAUAGAACCACUUGCGUCAUGCAAGAGUGUACUUUACGAGUGGCUGGAUGUAAACCGGUCUAUCAACCGGGUGUAUGUUGCCCGAUCAAGUACAAUUGCGAAUACGAUGAGGAACCUAGCACCACGGUUGGUCCAACUCCCGGUCUCAUUAUGACCACAACGCUACCUCCUGGCGUGUUACCUCAAUGUUAUUAUGAGGAUAAAGUCUACGAAGACGGCGAUCUGAUUUAUUCCACUCAGCCUUGCCAGCAUUGCUAUUGCUUCCGAGGCGAAAUCGCUUGCGCGGUGCAAAAUUGCGGAACGCCGAUGCAAGAGCAUGGAAAGAAUUGUACAGCCUUACCGCCACCGGAAGGAGAAUGUUGUCCGACCACAUACCAGUGUGAAGAAGAAGAAAUUACCACGGUACAAGAUGAAGGUGAAGAACAGCUUCCGGAACAAGUACCACGUGACCAAAUUACCGAAUCCCCGGCGCUGAUUGACCAGGAAGAUCAGCAAGUGAAGGAAGAACAUCCUCAGGAGGAAAUAUUCCCGGGUAUAGACAAUAAUAUACCGCAAGAGGGAGAAGAAGAGAAGACUCUUGAAGGAACUAUCGAACAUAUUACUCAGGGACCCGUUCCGUCUACCGAAAAACCUGAACAACAACCUGAAGAACAGCCCGCAACAUUACCAGCAGAAGAGAUAGAAACUACUACUAUUGAGAAAGAAUCCACUCCUUCUCACGAACAUGUUACCGAAAUUUCUGCUGAAAUAACAUCGGAAGAGCCAGGAUCAGCGGAAGUGCCCUCUGAAGUAGAAACAGCAAAACCGGAAGCGCCUACGACAGUACAAGAAGCUGAAGAAAGUUUAGUUACUGAAGCACCUGCCACUAAAUUACCGGAAACUUCAUCUACCGCGGAAAGCUUACCAGAAGAGGUGUUAACGACAGAACAUGUACCUGAAGAACACGUAAGCACAGAAGAGAAUAUAAUUGAAAAGGAACAUGGUAUUUCUAUUACUGAAAAGGAACAACCGAUUGAACCUUCCAUUACCGAAGCAACGCAGACUGAAGGUCCAAUAAAAGAAGAAGAAACUACUAGCCCGCAAGAAUUAUCAACGCAAACACAAAAAGAGAUAACCGAGGUAGAGAAAACGACAGAAGAAGAACAAAUUAGCGUAACGCAAACGCCGGAAAGACCGGAGAUUUUGACUGAAAUCAUUGAGGUAACAUCGUCAACUGAAGAGCCUGGUAUCAGCACUGAAUCGGUCAGCAAGCAGCCAAAGGAAAGUGAAAGUAAAUCAGAAACUAUUCCAGGUGAAUUCUUGGCAACGCAAACGGAAUCACCGAAAGAAGAAGAAACUGUGACUGUCGCUCAUGAGAUAUCUAGUACUGAACAAAUCAUCACUGAGAAAGAAAAAGAAUCGUAUCCAACGGAAACCGCUGUUACGGAAGAGAUUCAAUCAACUGAAGUAAGCGGUCCUUCUACAGAACAACCUGCCGAAGAACAGAAACCAGUAGUAUCUGAGGUUGAAAAGGAACAACGGCCGGAAGAGACAUCUGAGCAUGCAAUUGAAGAGCAAGCUACUGUCGCCGCUAAGAAAGAAGAUGCCGGGUUGACUGAGAGUCCAGUGACGGGCGAAGGAGAAUCAACUCCAGAAAUUCCAAUUCAAGGUCCAACUGGCAUACCGAUUCCCGAACGAAGCCCAGAACAGAAGGCAGAAGACCAGAACGUGUAUCAUGUGACGGAAGACUAUCACGGUGUUACGCAUUCAGAAAUUAGUCCCGAUAAUCUUAUAACUGAAUCUCCGCAAAAAAUACCUACAAUGUAUCCCCCACAGGAACAAGAUACUACGCUAGCCCCAUCAGAAGGAACUAUAAAACCGAUUGUGACGGAAGGUGCUGAAGUAUCGACGGAAGGAACCACGAAGCCGAUACUAGAACAAGCUACAGAAAUAAACUUAUCAACUCAGCGUAAACCUGAAACCACUACAAUCUCUGAAGAAACGAAAACGGAAAGCACACCUGCUGUCAUCGAAGUUCAGGCUAGCACGGAAUCUUCUGCAACUACUAUCGCUCAAGAAGUAUUAGAAGAAGAAGCUAAGAAAUCUAGUGUGCCAGAAGAGACGGGAACUAAAAUACCACAAACGGAAAUUCAAUUAACAGAAAAGACUCCCAGUAGUGAGGAAAUUUCUACAGAAGGACCUAGCGUCGAAGAAUCUAGUGAAAGUUCUGAGGAAAUCAGUGGCGAGAAAGGUGAGAAAGAAGUGCAACCAAAGAAGGAAGAGAAAAUAGAAACGCAACCUCCAAUCGUAACAGAACCAGCUUCCGAAACACCCGCAUCAAUCCCAGCGGAACAUUCGACAGUGCCUUCGGAUCUUGAAAAAGAACAUGCUACGGAAGGUGAACAUGUUACUACUGUAAGUCCUUCUGAGCAAUCAACGCACGUGCCAACGCAAGUCGAAGAGAAAGAAACUGAAAUAGUUCCUGUUGAAAAAGAACCAGUUACUGAAAAACCAGUUGAGGAACGUGUUACAGAACAUCCCGUUGCAACACCAGGCAUAACUAGCGAAGAAGAAAAAGAAUUACAAACCGAAGAACCUGUUUUGAAAGAGGAGCAAACCACGGAAGCGAUAAAGACGAUAGAAGCUGAAGAAAAACUUACAACGCAGAUACCUGCCGUCGAAGAAAGAAUAACUGAGCAACCUGAACAAUAUUCUACAGAGAAAGCUUUGGAAGAAGUUGUUACAGAAAGCCAUGGUCCGGAGGAAAUAAGUACGAAAGACGUGUCAACAGAAAGUGCAGAACAACAAACUGCAAUAACGAUAACAGAAAAAAAACCAUUUAAGGAAACUGUAGAAUUAAAACCAACGGAAGUUACUCCAAUUGAACAAACAGAAUUGCCCGUUGAACAUCCCACCGAGGCAGGUGAAAUUGAAAAAGAAGGUGAAGAAAAGAUUUCUGUGCCUGUAUCCACGGAGGAAGUGCAAACAGAAAUUCCUGCAGUUGAAAUUGGAGUCACUGAGACAACGGCCGUGGAAAUAGAAAAGACUGAGCCAUCUGUCAGCGGAGAAUAUAUACCAAGUCAGCCUUCGAUUCCUUCAGAUCGCAAGGAGGAUCAGGGACCUAUUGAACCAGAACAAAUAACGCAGAAACCAGAAAAAGAAAUAACUGAGACGCCCGAAGAACCACAGAAGCCGACAGUUCCUUCUGAAGAGGAAACAUCUCAUAUUCCAUCUUUGGAAGCUGUUGUUACCGAAUCUGUUCUGCCCGAAGAAAAACCGGCCGAGGGUAGCACAACUGAAUCUGCUGCUGUUAGCGAAACUGUUAUACCGGAACAGCCUGAAAUAUCGAGCGAACAACCGGAAAAAGUCGCAACCGAACCAUCCAGACAGGAGGAACAAACUCAGGGACCAAUCACUGAGGAACAGCCAGAGGUACAUGAAACAUCCAGUCCUGUACCUCACGAAGAGUCUUCCAUAAUUCCAGAAAUUCCUGAAAGACCAGUUGAAGGCGAAGAAGUUAGUAAGACAACCGAAAUCGCAGAAGGAGGUACGACAGUACCAGUAUUAAUUUCUGAGGCAUCAACUGAGCUGCCUGGAUUUGAAGAAGCUACGAAGCCCGAAGUUCUUAUCGAAAAGGAAAUUACACCUGCGACUGAAUCUGUAUCUCCAGAAAAAGAGCAACCGGAAAUACAAGAGCAAGUCACGCAACCAUCGAUAAAAGAAGAAAUACCAAGUAAGGAAAAAGAUGAAACAACAGGCCCAGUUGAAAUAUCCACUGAAGAAAGUAUAACUCCUGAAACAUCUGAAGUGCCGAUUAUUAAAGAACAACCACAGAAACCCGAAGAAGAAGAAAUUAUUAAAAAAACUACCAUCACGGAGGUGCCUGUUCAUGAAGAAAAAGAGGAAUAUUCAACGGUUGCUCCAAAAGAAACACCUGAGGUGACAAUUAUUACUGAAAUACCACCAAAGGGAGUACUUCAAUAUACAACGAAUAUUCCUGAAGAGACUUCUGUAGAAGGAGAGAGUACGUCGGAGAUCGUGCCUCGUCCAGCGGGUAUUCCAGGAGAAGGUAACUGUCUCGUUGAAGGACAAUCUUAUAGCAAUAAUUCGGCGGUUCCACCGGCAAACGCGUGUCAGACCAGUUGUCGUUGUAUCAGCAGCAUUGUACAAUGCGAACUCGUGCAAUGUCCUGCCCCGCCAACGCACCUAUCGAAUUGCAUGCCAGUUCACACGAACGGAGAAUCUUGCUGCCCAAUGUACGCUUGUGAUUUCACACCGACUGACAAAUUGGAAUCUGACAGUCAUGUAAUCGAACCUCAUGUUCCCGAAGCAGAAGGAGAAAUUCAGAAAACUGUCCCGCCUACGGAGAUAUCAACAGAAGCUGCGGCAGAAUCGAGUACGUUAGCUGGUGAGAUUAGUACGCCAGAAUCACGACCCGUGGAAAUUACUGUUACCCCAUCUGAAGAAGAGAUAGCAACUGAGAGGCAGCAGACCACUCUCAAACCUACUGAAAUAGUUUAUGAACAGCCAACUACACUUAGGCAACCUAUCGAGCAAUAUCCUGAGGAACAAACCAUUAGUCCGGUGUCUGAAACAUCACAAGAAUCUGCCAGUCAAAUACCCGAAGAAGAACAUACCGUGCUACCUAAGGUAGGAGAAACUACCGAAGGCAAAGUUAUCGAAGAAGGUAUAACAGAAUCAGGAGCUUCGACCGAGCAACCGCAGGAGGAGAUUGGGGAGAAGCAGGUUACUGUUAGUGGCGAAGUAAUUACUUCCACGCAUGUACCUAUAGAACAGGAACCUCACGCCACCGAAGAAACUGUUACAAUUCCAAAAGAGAAAGAGACUUCUGUUCCUGUCGAAGUAGAAGUUACGACCAUAGCCGCUGGUAAAGAUGAAGAAACUAUUACGCCAACCAAAGAGGAGAAACCUACUGAGGAUAAAAGUAUCGAAGAACAACCUACGCUUAAACCAAUUGAAGAAAUCGAAAAAGAACAACCAGAAGAAGAAAAAAUUCCACUAAAGCCAACCUCUGAAGAACCUGUUAUUGUUGAGGAACACGAAAUAUCUACAAAACCGGAAGAAAUUGUGACAGGAAAACCAGAAAUUUCAGAGGAACAACAAACUGUCAAACCAACCGAGUAUGAGAGUACUUCCGUUCUUGAAAUUCAGUCGACGACUGAGUAUAAACCCGAGAGUGAAAUAAAACAAGAGACAGUCACAUUAACUGAAACUGAAGCACCAGAAGCCCAAACAAAAUUGCCUGAUAUCGUUCCAAGCGAAACAGAAACACAAAAGCCAAUUAUACCUGUUGAAUCAACGACAUUGAUACAUGAUCAUACGGUAACUGAGGGGGCGCCGAUAGAGGAAUAUACGACUAUAAAAUCCUUGGAAGUUUCUACGGAAGAAAGCACGAAGACGGAGCCGGGAAUUUCAACUCAAGCUCCUGUAAUUGAAGAAGAGCACGUUACCAUUCCUGUCUUGCCUGUUGAAUUGCCUGGUAAGGAAACCACCACUAAACUAGUCGAAGAAUCUACUCCUGCAAUUUCCCAUGAAGAAGUAUUGCCAGGAAUAACGGAAAGCGCAAUAGAAAAAGAAACUACAGAACACGCUGAAAAGCAUACAGAACCAUCGGUUACAGAACCAUCAGAACACGAAGAAGAACCAUUAGCCACAAAAUCUCCUGAAGAAAAACCAUUCGAAACUGAAUCUCCAGUCAUAACCGAGGAACCAGCCAAAACUACUGAAGCAGAAGCAGAACAUGAAAAACCUACUGAAACCAUCGUUCCUCACGAACCAGAAAGUACGCCAGUCUCGGUUGAGAAGCAUCCGGAAACUACACCAGAAAUUGAAUCUCAUACGCCUGAAUUACCUACCGAAAAACCCACUAUAGUCGAAGAAAUAUCAACAGCGUCUGUAUCUGGAGAAGAAGCUGGCGAGCAAGCCACUACAUCGAUCGUAAAAGAAACUGAGCCAAGUCUGAGCGAAGUGACUAAACAGCCGAUUAUUCCAGAAUCCAAAACACCAGUUGUAGAGGAAGAACACGUCACCGUCCCGAUCGAAGAACAAACUCCGAAAUCCGAGGAGUCUCCUGUCGAGGAACAGACUGUUGCUUCUCCUAGUCCCGGUGAAGAAGAGAUAACAGAGAGUGGUGUUUUGACAGAAGUGGCCGUACCGGUAACGAGUCAAGAGGAACAGACAACUGAAAAGGCUAUCGAUAUUGUCAAACCAGAAACGCAAUUGCCCGAUUUAACGGAGGAACAUACCGUUAUUCCUGAAAUUUCCAAGGAAGAGCAGAAACCUGAAAUUGGAAUAACGGAAGAACCUGGUAAAGAGGAACCGACUACGAUUCCGGAACUAACGGAAGCGGACAAGAAAGAAACGGAAGAAGCUGUUAAGGAGGAAGCUGUGACGCCUGCUAGUACUACAGAGUACAAACAAGAAGAAAUUGAACCAGUUGUGAAAAUUCAAGAACCAAUAGAAACAACGACUCUUCCAAAAGAACAGAAACCAGAAAAGGACAGUCAAGUUACCGAGGCUAGUUCACCGGAACAUCCAGUGAGUGAAGAAGCGACAACUGUGGCAAGUUUGAUACCCGAAGAACAUCCAACGAUACCGGUAAAGACAGAAGAACAAAGCACCCUUGAACCUGAAUAUCAGACAACGUUAUCUACUGCAGAAGAAGAAGUAUCGAAACCAGCGACUGAGAUUAGUGGAGUGGAGAAACUUUCACCCGAAGGAGAAACCGUUACAAUUGAAAGUACGGAGAAGCCGGAAGAACCUGUUACGAAACUCGAAGUAAGUUCAACUGAAAAGCCUGAAGAAGUUCCAUUCGAAACGGAAAAGCCGGCUGAACCAGAACAGGGAACAGAGUCGCCCGAACAAGGUGAAACUACUACGAAAAUAAUUGAGAGUGCAGUGACAAAAGAAACAUUACCGGAAGAAGUGGUUCCAGUUGAAGUGACUCCAAAAAUUGAAGAGAAACCAACAGAAGUUUCUACAAUAGAAGGAGAAGAAGAAGCACAUGUUACGGAACCUAUUUCAGUUGAAACGACUUCCGUUCAUGAGGAAGAACAACCAUCGAUAAUCAAAUUACAGCCUACUGAAAGGCCUCUUCCUUCUGAGGAAGAAACUCCUGCGGGAGAAAUUCAGCCUAGCCAACCUGAAGAAGGAGGAGAGGCUCAUCCAACUGUACCCGAAGAGAGUCAUCCGAGUACAAUUGAAGAACCUCAGUUUACCACGGAACAUGCGCCCGAAGAAGUUAUUACGAUAAAAGCAGAAGAACAGCCAGCAACUUCUUCAGAAGCUGUCACUACUGUUGAGGGUCCAAUCAAGGUUUCUGAUGUGAAACCAACUGAAUUGCCUGAGGAGACAGCUACCGUCGGACCGGUAGUACCAGAAGAACCUGAAUCUCAGAUCCCGAUAAAGUCCGAAGAAAUUCCGCAACCGGAAACUCCAAUCGAGGAACCUAUCAUAAAGACGCAGCCGUUACCUACGGAAUUACCAAGCGGAGGCAUUACGGAAGAAAUUCCCGAAGAGGAACCUAUUCAUCCACAAGAAGGCGAAAGUCAUCCUCACAUCGUUGACCAUUUCCCGGAGGCUACUCCGAAACCUGAGACCGAUUAUAAUUUCCCCGAGCAAAGACCGGCGACCACCUUGGCUCCCCAUAUUCCGGAAUACCCUGAUCAACCCGGAAUAUCGGGCGAGGACACUCAUUUCCCCAUGCCCGGUGGUAGCUAUCCGAAUCCCGACGACGAUUAUGGCGAGGAGGAUUAUGGUGGACCAGGCACCUGUCGAUACGGCGGCAAGGUCUACGUUUCAGCGCAACAGAUACCCAGGGACGACCCGUGCGACUUCUGUUUCUGCUUCAGGAGCGACAUUAUCUGUCUUCAACAGAGCUGUCCACCGCCUAUUCCGGGCUGUCACGAGGAACCGAUCAGCGGUUUUUGCUGCCCCAGAUACGAGUGCCCUGUAUCGAUGGCCACGGCUCUUAAUUUGACCACUACCACCACCACGACUACGACCACGUUACCACCGCUUUUCCAUCCGCACGCUUACAAAGGUUCCGCGAGACGAAGUGGCUGCCAGGUUCGUGGCCAGGCCUAUCGAGUAGGAGAAGUUAUUAAGUCGGCGUCUGGACCCUGUCUCCGCUGCAUUUGCGGAGGUGACGGUAACAUGAAUUGUGACCCACGAGUAUGCAGUCCGGAACCGAUGCUGAGGCAAAUGAUUGCUGCGACUACAGAUGCCAAGAGGAGGAGAUGAGCCGCCGAGUUAAAUCAUGGGAUUCAUCUCUACAAGGAAGCACAUAGGACGAGCACGAGGACUAAAAAAUCGACAGCAGGAAAAAAUCCAGUGUUGUAUAAAAGUGAAUUAAAAUUAUUCUAAACUGUCUAAACGUCGCGCGAAACACAGACAAUAGUGUGCUUCGGCGAUCACGAACUGAGUGGCCAAAACGUAAACGUUUAUAUUAAUAAUAUUAUAUUAUGUUAUAUAAAAAGAGAAAGAGCGACGGGGUGAGAGAGAGAGAGAGAGAGAGAGAGAGAGAGAGAGAGAGAGAGAGAAAGUGAAAGAGAGAAAAAGAGGAAGGAAGAAAGCAAUAAUACCGGUCAAAGAAUCGUAGGAGAUUAAUUGUGUAUCGGUGCUAAUAUGCGAACACGGAAGAAAAAAGCAGCGUGAAUGUAAAAAAUACAGGCAAAAAAAGAAGAAAAAAGAAAAAAAUCGUGAUAAUUACCGCGUUCUAUCUCGCGUGGGAUAUUUUAUACAUGCCCUAAAAAGACAAGAAAGAGAGGAAAUUACUGAACGUACGAGACUUAUGACUGUGCCUUUGUCAGUGUCGAAUAUCAGCGGCACUGCUUUCGUUUCGGCAACGAGCGCCGUCCGCAGCCACGGUCAUCGUCGUCGGUAUUAAUAAAAAAAAAAGAAAAAAGAAACACGAAGAAAGAGAGAGAGUUGCAAUCGGCGACUCCUAGGUGACGGGAGAAAAAGAAGGUGAGAAGAAAUGUGACGAAUGCGUUUUAUACGACGCACAUAAAACGAAAAAAAAAGAAAGAAAAAAGAAGAAUAAGAAUAGAAAGAAAAAUUUAAUGCGCCGACCGAAUGGGUCACGCAGUGAUACUGAAACAGCGGAGGAUUCGUAUAUGAAUCGUACGAAGGAUACCUCGAUUCGCAAAUCGUCUAGCAUAGCUAGAAGCUUUUUUAAAUGUUUUUUUCUACCGCAAACUAUACAUACGUCCACGGUAUCCCUCCUACGACGUAACGCCGUAAAUUGGGAAAUAUGGGAGAGAAAUGAGAUUACGAUAUCCGCGGCAUGUCCUCACGGCUUUUACGGUGUCACUGCGACAAUCUUAAGCGACGACGAUAUAUGUCAUUAUUUGCUACGCGUGUUCUGAAUCGUUUAUUCAGCUGCUACGUGUGCCCCGAUGAUCGGGACACAUUACUCAAGUUUGCUGACGUUCACGCGCACUCGGACACGAUCGAGAUUAAUGGAUCGGCAUAACCAGAGCCGGCCGUGCUUCCAGUAUUUUUAAGCCGCGAGGAUCCAAAGAUCCUUUUCUUUUCAAGGAAGAACUUUCGAUCGAGCCAUCUUUUUUUCUUCUUUUUUCAAUCGAUCCGUCAAUACCAUACAUAUAUAGUGCCAACGAUCGUAUCCUAGUGCGCGCGCGAGUAUGUGUAUGUGCGUGAGUGUGAUGCAUGUGAUAUGUUAAAGAAGAGAGAGAAAGAGAGGGAGAGAGAGAGAGAGAGAGAGAGAAAAAGCCAGAGAGACGAAAGAUACACGCAUCUCAAAGCUCAAACAGCGGCUCGCGCGGAGGACCGAUCCGAGAAUUUGCUUCUCCGGCGAGCUGGCGUCAUUAUACAUAAAUAUAGAUAUAAAUAUAUAUAUAAAUAUAUAUACAUUUAUAUAAUUCUUUAUAUACACUGUACCCUCCUCUGAUAAUAAUACUUAAUGAUAACGAUGUUCUAUACGUUUGUACGAAAGUAUAGCUAUUAAGAGAACGAGAUGAGAGAUAAUCGCCUGUACCGGUUCUCCAGUCUCAAAGUAUUGCGUUAGAAAAGAGAAAACGAUAAGAACUUUCGGGAUCUCUUUCCAAGUCAAUUAUUUAUCUCGGUAGCGAUGAUACUCGACUCGCACGAUCGUCGUCUAAUAACGAAAGCAACGUCACGCUUUGAGACUCUGGAACUCUGUGGGCUCUCUUUAGUGUAAUUGUAAUAAAUAGAACGAAUGUUUUAUAUAUAUAUAUAUAUAUAUAUAUAUAUAUAAAUUGUCGCACGAAAUACUGCGCAUACUGUCUGUAUAAUAAUCGAACGAAGACGAGUCAACGUUCGGUCUUCCUGAUAUCAGCGGCCCGUUAAUCCUAGUUACUCGUUUAUUAAUAACUAAGCCCGUAUCUGCCCCUCCGGGAGAACAGCUUCUUGCGAAGAACUAUUAUGAACGUGUUUUUCCUCUUUUUCUUCACGUAAAGGAUCUCUUUCGACUUGAAAGACCAACGUAUUCAUGGAGCUUCCACGACAACUUGAUCGUGAUAUACAAAGUGGCCAUAUUAUUACUGUCACUGUUCUCAGACGUGAAUGAAACAAAUCUCUCAUGCAAUAAUCGAUAAUAAAUCUUUUGAUAUACGAAACGUUUUUGUGUUUUAUGAUUAUAAUGAAGUUACAAAAAUGAUAAGCGCGCUGCGACGUUCUCGUGGAGAAAAAGUUGAGCCGAAAGUUUUCAAGUAAUCGUAUAUAAACUUUUGUAAAUCUUUUCACAAUCGGGCGAAUGUACGUUCGAAUAGGUCGAGAAGAGAGAAAGUAUCGGUGUCAUAACUCUCAAUUAACUGAGAUAACGUUGACGAAAUAAGCGCGCGAUUUUCGUGCUUGUCUUCCAUCGAGAUGAAAAUUUAUCACGCCGGCGAGCAACGCGAAAGUAACUAAAACCUAUUUGCUCAAGGCUCAUUGAAAGUUUAUACGUGGUUGUAGUCGAGUCAGUUCUUCCCAAGCCAAUAUUCACUAGCGAUUGUAGUCCAAACCUAGUAUUUAUAUCUCGAUAUCAACCCUUUUCCUCUUCCCCUCAAUCAUAGCGAGAUCAUUAUAAUAAUCGAAGGUAAAUAUGAGUGUCGAGUGUUUACGAUAAGUACGAUAUUAUGCAUGUAGGCGUAAGGUGGACGUACCGUGCUGGAUAUACGUAGAACGCAUGUAAGACUAGCGUUAAAGACAGGCCGGGUGGCAGCGAGGAGUCCGCACAUAUCUACGUACGCAUCAAAGCGCACGAAGCGACCAAUUCCUGUUUGUUCAGCAUCAACUGCCUCAGCGUGAUCGAACGAUCGAAGGUUCUCACGUUGGGAGACUUUCUCGCGAUCCGACAUGAUCACUGUGACGGAAGGCUUUGAAUCGGUAUGCUCGCGCAUAAGCGCGUAUAAUCUAAUACAGCGCGUGGCGCGGUUGACGAAAUGACGAGGGACGCUUGAUCCUUCCGACGGAUUUCUCGACGCCUCUUUUUUACACGUGAGUACGAUCGCAGUCGCGAGCUGCUAUGCGGAAUGUAACUCGACAUCGUUCGCCGCGUAUUAUACUAUGUGAUAAACGGGAUAAAUGAGAGCGAGCCGGGAAAGAGAAAGAGAGAAAGAGAGAGAGCGAGAGAGAGAGAGAGAGAGUCCCGGCGGUGUCGACUGUAUGGAAAUAGGCUAUAGGUUCGACAGUACGUGCUAGUAUAAAGUGUCCUUUUAUAUGAAUAAAAGAUUUUGUAUGUCAA
Molecule: messenger RNA, 12238 nt
Organism: Temnothorax curvispinosus
Lineage: Eukaryota; Metazoa; Arthropoda; Insecta; Hymenoptera; Formicidae
Product: titin
Exons: 6
Coding region: 19-8772 (2917 amino acids)
Molecular function (GO): protein binding
Source: RefSeq, a predicted model, not a curated record